UCACUUUUUUUGUGGUGUCCCUCCAAACAUGAAUUCCUUUUUUCAUUAUUUAAUAUAUGAUUUGACCUCAUUCAUUUCCACCUCAUCUUUCUUUCCUUCCUUUUUCUUUCUUUCUUAAAUCCACUUCAUUACACUCUCCUUCACCUUUAUCUUUUUUUCAAAGACUCACUACAAAUUUAUCCGACCCGACAAAAAAUAAUAUCUAAAUUAAUCUCUGACACUCUUAUAUCAAGGAUAAAUUAGUCUGAGACUCGUCAUAACAACUAGACUAAUUUAUCCUCAGUGUAAAAAUAUCAUAGACUAAACCGCGAGAAAAUUGUGAGGGAUCAUUGAUUCAUUAGUCUUUUUAUAUUCUCAUAGAUUUUCAUUUGAGUCCUAAGAGAAGAACCAACCACAAAACAUUGUAGGUGUUCAUGGAAAUUGAUCUGAAUGAUUCCAUAACUGAAGUUAAGAAGAAUGUGUGUAGCAAUGGUAAAUGUGAGAAAAGUGUUUGUUGUGUUUGCACUUUAUCUUCUUCUUCAUCACCAACAUGUUCAUCUUCUAGUUCCACUUCAGCUAUUGUGUCUUCAUCUUAUCUUGAACUAUGGCAUGCUUGUGCUGGACCUUUAACAUCACUUCCAAAGAAAGGGAAUGUUGUAGUUUAUUUUCCACAAGGUCAUUUGGAACAAGUUGCAUCUUUGUCUCUCUUUUCUUCAUUGGAAAUUCCAACAUAUGGUCUUCAACCACAAAUACUUUGUAGGGUUGUCAAUGUUCAAUUACUUGCCAAUAAGGAGAAUGAUGAGGUUUACACACAGGUUGCUUUGCUUCCACAGGCAGAGUUAGCAGGGAUGUGUUUGGAUGACAAAGAGCCUGAAGGUUUGGAAGCAGAUGAUGAGGGAAAUGGAAGAUCCCCUACAAAGUUAGCUUCUCACAUGUUUUGCAAAACACUCACUGCCUCUGAUACCAGCACUCAUGGAGGGUUUUCGGUUCCACGUAGAGCUGCUGAAGAUUGUUUUCCUCCUUUGGUACAACACUAUGAGCCUGUUUGGAUUUGCUUAUUUGAGGUUAUCUACCGGCAUAAAUCCUUGAUUAUAAGCAGCAGAGGCCCUCUCAAGAGCUUGUUGCAAAAGACCUGCAUGGUGUGGGGUGGAAAUUUCGCCAUAUUUACCGAGCCAAGGAGGCAUCUGCUCACUACUGGCUGGAGUAUUUUUGUUAGCCAAAAGAAUCUUGUUUCUGGGGAUGCAGUUCUCUUUCUAAGGGGUGAAAACGGAGAGUUAAGAUUGGGAAUCAGAAGAGCUGCUCGACCGAGAAACGGUCUUCCUGAAUCAAUUAUUGGUAACCAGAGUUGUUCUCCUAGUUUCCUUUCUUCUGUGGCUAAUGCUAUCUCCGCAAAAAGCAUGUUUCAUGUUUUCUACAGUCCAAGAGCAAGUCAUGCCGAUUUCGUUGUGCCUUACCAAAAGUAUGCUAAAAGCAUCAGGAACCCAGUGACCAUAGGGACAAGAUUCAAAAUGAAAUUUGAAAUGGAUGAAUCUCCAGAAAGAAGGUGUAGUAGCGGUAUCGUGACUGGAAUGAGUGAUUUGGAUCCGUAUAAAUGGCCCAAGUCAAAAUGGAGAUGCUUGAUGGUCAGAUGGGAUGAGGAUAUUGGGGCUAAUCAUCAAGAUAGAGUCUCUCCUUGGGAGAUUGAUCCGUCUACUUCUCUCCCUCCCUUGAACAUUCAAUCUUCUCGAAGGCUGAAGAAACUGCGGACGGGUCUGCAUGUUGAAUCACCGAGUCACUUUAUCACUGCUGGAGACAGUGGGUUUAUGGACUUUGAUGAGUCUAUAAGAUCAUCCAAGGUCUUGCAAGGUCAAGAAAAAACAAGUUUUAUGUCACUAUAUUAUGGAUGUGACACAGUAACUAAGCAGAAAGAAUUUGAUAUCAAUUCUCUAAGACAUACUAAUCUUGCAUCAAAUGGAGCAAGAAAAAUUACUUCUUCUGAGUUUACGAGGAUUCAACCUUCUAGUUAUGCAGACUUCACGGAAAUGAACCGGUUUCCUAGGGUCUUGCAAGCUCAAGAAAUAUAUCCAUUGAGAUCCCUGACAGGAAAGGUUGAUCUAAACCUUAACUCUUGGGGUAAAACCAAUGUUAGUUACACAAAAUAUAACCUGCAUAAUGCAACCAAACUUAACUUUCACUCAUUAGGAUCAGAAGUUCUUCAAAAUUCCUCUUUUCCAUAUGGUGAUAUACACAAAGUUGGUCAAGGUAGCAGCAUGCUGUGCUCCAAACCAACCAAUUUCCAACUAGGGAAUGUUUCAUUUAAUACUCCUUCAUCUCAGAUAGGUGCAUUGAGAAAUGAAGUUGGACUGUCUAGUUUCAAAAUCCGAAAUGAACAGAAGCUGCAGAACGAUAUUUCGGCUGCUACUUCUCUAGAUGCAAACAUCAGGAUUUCAAAUGACGAAAAUUUCAAGGAGAUGGUAAAUCCUUGUAAACUGUUUGGAUUUUCCUUAUCGGCAGCAGCGGAAACCACCUCACAAAAUCUACAAAACUCUGCUAAAAGAAGUUGCACAAAGGUUCACAAGCAAGGUAGCUUAGUUGGAAGAGCCAUUGAUCUGUCAAGAUUGAGCAGCUACAAUGAUCUGGUGAGUGAACUAGAGAGACUAUUUGGCAUGGAAGGUCUUCUAAGAGAUCCUGACAAAGGAUGGAGAAUCCUCUACACUGACAGUGAAAAUGACAUUAUGGUUGUUGGGGAUGAUCCAUGGCAUGAGUUCUGUGAUAUGGUAUCAAAAAUCCAUAUAUAUACACAAGAAGAAGUGGAGAAGAUGACAAUUGGGAUGAUGAAUGAUGAUAACCAGAGCUGUUUGGAACAGACACCAUUGAUUAUGGAGGCUUCAAAAUCUUCCUCGGUGGGACAGCCGGAUUCUUCUACAACAGUAGUUAGAAUCUAGUUGCAUAUGUUGGCAUUGUCUCUAUGCAAUAUAAUCAAUAUUAUUUGCAUGUUUAUUGUGAUUGAUUACUAUAUUUGAGCUGUGUCAAAAAAAUGUUUACUAUUUUUAUGCUAGUUAUGAGCCCAACAAGGGAAAUAAGGCUUUGAAAUUGAGUAUUAUCAAUCAA
Messenger RNA from Medicago truncatula (barrel medic), 3069 nucleotides. Its product is annotated as auxin response factor 4. Gene Ontology annotation, biological process: regulation of DNA-templated transcription; response to hormone. Gene Ontology annotation, molecular function: DNA binding. Bases 414 to 2903 code for a protein of 829 amino acids. Lineage: Eukaryota; Viridiplantae; Streptophyta; Magnoliopsida; Fabales; Fabaceae. The transcript is spliced from 12 exons. Gene Ontology annotation, cellular component: nucleus. The record is from RefSeq and is a predicted model, not a curated record.